This is a messenger RNA of Fopius arisanus, 1157 nucleotides long. Its product is annotated as protein lifeguard 4. The record is from RefSeq and is a predicted model, not a curated record. Gene Ontology annotation, biological process: negative regulation of apoptotic process. Bases 213 to 962 code for a protein of 249 amino acids. Lineage: Eukaryota; Metazoa; Arthropoda; Insecta; Hymenoptera; Braconidae. The transcript has 6 exons.
CUUCGGGCAGUUACGGAGUAAAAUAAUCGGUUUCCUCUACUAUACAAGCCCAAUAAGUGACUAAUUGACGUCGUACUAAUUUCACCUGAACAGUCAGCUGGUAAAUUUUCACCCAAAUUUAUAGAGAAGAGAAAGAAAAUUACUGAGUGAUUUCAGUCUUGGAUGAGAGGUUAAUUGGGGUUGUGCGACAAUUUUUGAAAUCACGGUGAACCAUGGCUACUGUGCCAUUGCUGUUGGCGGAGGAGGAUGUGGAGAAUGGGGGAAAAUCAGAUGACUCCUCCAACAUACAAAAUGAUUUUGCUUAUCGCAAUAAUGUCCACAAUGCGCACAUCAAAAUUCGCAUGGCAUUCCUGCGGAAGGUAUACGGCCUCAUCUCCGUGCAGCUGUUGCUGACAGUUGUCAUUUCUGCUGUUUUUAUUUUAUGCGAGCCUGUCAAGCAAUGCGUCCAGCAAAACUCAUGGAUGAUGGGAGUAUCGUUUUUCGCAACCUUUGGAAUCCUGAUUGCCCUACACUUCAAGAGAAGAGAGCAUCCAACCAAUUUAAUUCUCCUUGGCGCAUUUACUAUCAUCUUAUCUUACUCUGUAGGAACUGUCGUAACCUUCUUCGACGUCAGUCUAGUGCUUCAAGCAAUGUUUAUUACAAUGGCUAUUGUUAUUGGACUGACCGUUUAUACUUUCCAGUCAAAACGAGAUUUCUCGUUCUUGGGAUUCGGCCUGUUCGCUGGUCUCAGUGCUCUACUAAUUGGUGGCAUCAUGCAACUAUUCCUCCAGAGUCCCAUUUUGGAGCGGCUGACAACUAUAGGUGGUGCUAUUCUCUUUGCUCUUUUCAUAAUCUACGACACCCACAUGCUGAUGCAUAUCCUCUCCCCCGAGGAAUAUAUCCUAGCUGCAAUCAACAUCUAUCUCGAUAUUAUUAAUUUAUUUUUACAUAUUCUGCAAGCACUAGCUGCUGCUAAACGAUAAACUCAUGGAUUAUUUGGUGAUGUAAAUACUUAUCAAUUCAAAAAACAGUUUAUUUCUUUUUAUGCACAAAUUGUAUGUAAGUAUUUCGUGAGCUUUAAAUAUUUGGAUGUUGAAUAAAAUUGACGGUCUGGUAAAGCUGGAAAAGUUGAUAUGAAAAAAGAAGGGAUGGAAGAUUAAAGAAAUAUCAAGUGAAAA